CACCCAUGUCUUAGUCAACCUAACACCAUCCAUUAAUCCAGACAUGGGACGUCUGGAGUUAAUACUAGUUUUAAUAUGGAUAACAGGUUGCUUUACCAUUGAAGACAACAAAAACAGACAUGACGUGACAGAGAGAAAUGCUGUGCUGGCCUCCUGCGACUUCAACGAUAAUGACGACCCUUUCUGCAACUUUCAACAAGACACAGCAGAUAAUGGUGACUGGACACGACAUUAUGGACCAACUCCAAGCCAAGGCACUGGACCUGAUGGAGACUAUCCAGAUGGAAAUGGGUAUUACAUAUACCAUGAGGCUGACAACAAUAUAAAUGGACAGAAAGUACGCCUUCUCAGCCCAACCAUAACAAAUGGACCUGCAGAGAUCUGUGUACAGUUUGUUUACUUCAUGUAUGGUGUUGAUCAUACUAACACUUUGACUGUGCUGGCCAAACGACCUGGCUCUGAGGAACAACUGUGGCAAAAAAUUGGCAUACAGAGCCGGUCAUGGCUUAGAGCUUCCAUCACAGUGCCCAUACCAGCCGGACAGACUGCUCAGAUUGUGUUUCAAGCAAUGCGCGGGGAGUCUCCAUUUUGUGAUACUGCUUUGGAUAACAUUGUGAUCAGCGAGGGAGCCUGUGCUGGCUGUAUUGCAGGGUGUGAUUUUGAUGAUGAUAAUUCCUACUGUGGCUGGACAAAUGAGGUAUCUGAUGAUGCAAUCUUUGGUUGGGAGCACUGGACCGGACAGACAGAUACACCAGACACUGGUCCUGAUGAUGACUUUUCCAAACCAGGAUUGGGGUCGUACCUGUUAUUGGAUUCCAGCUUUAGUAUCGAAGGGGAAUCUGCUCAGCUCUGGAGCCCUUCCACAUCAAUCUCUGGUUGCCUACAGCUGGACUUUCAUUAUUACAUGUACGGUAGUGCUGCCAACAUGGAGCUUAAUGUCCAUGCAGUCACAGCUGGUGGGGCACUUGGAGUCCCAAUUUUCAGUCUCAAAGGAAACCAAGGUCAAAGCUGGAAACUCGCAAGUGUUCGCUACACUGGUACACCUGGUACAGUGCAGUUCGUAAUUGUAGGCGUUUAUGGUGAAACAGUCCAGACAGAUAUUGCAAUUGAUAGCGUCUGCAUUACCACAUGUAUGGUAACCCCAACAACACCUAAGCCAUCCCCACCACAACCCACUACACCUAAACCAACAACGCAGAGUCCAUCAACUCCAAAACCAUCCACACCCCAGCCCACUCCACCUAAACCAACAACACAGAGUCCAUCAACACCAAAACCAUCCUCACCACAACCCACUACACCUAAACCAACAACGCAGAGUCCAUCAACUCCAAAACCAUCCACACCCCAGCCCACUACACCUAAACCAACAACACAGAGUCCAUCAACACCAAAACCAUCCACACCCCAGCCCACUACACCUAAACCAACAACACAGAGUCCAUCAACACCAAAACCAUCCACACCCCAGCCCACUACACCUAAACCAACAACACAGAGUCCAUCAACACCAAAACCAUCCACAACCCAGCCCACUACACCUAAACCAACAACACAGAGUCCAUCAACACCAAAACCAUCCACACCCCAGCCCACUACACCUAAACCAACAACACAGAGUCCAUCAACACCAAAACCAUCUACACCUCAGCCUACUACACCUAAACCAACAACACAGAGUCCAUCAACUCCAAAACCAUCUACAGCCCAGCCCACUACACCUAAACCAACAACACAGAGUCCAUCAACACCAAAACCCACAACGCCCAAGCCAACAACCCCAAAGCCAACACCACCAGUGAACUGCCCUCCAGACUCAGAGUACAUUGAGUGCGGCCCAGCCUGUAUUCCUAGCUGUGCAGAACCUUCCACCAACUGCUCUGGUUCUUGCAUCAGUGGCUGCUUCUGUAAACCAGGCUUUGUUUUCCGUGGCCGGCGUUGUGUUCCUAUUGAGCAGUGUGGAUGUCUGGAUGAUGACAACAAUUACUUUGAGCCUGGCGAGAUCAUCUUUGGAAAUGGCUGUUCAAAGUUGUGUCGCUGUGCCGGCAACUACACUUUCGACUGUGUGGACAACACCUGUGACCCUGUGACUGAAGAAUGUCGGGAGGUUGGUGGAGUGCACGGCUGCUAUCCUAAAGGAACCUCUACCUGCAUCGCUUCUGGUGACCCCCAUUACACCACCUUUGACAAGCGAAACUACGACUUCAUGGGAAACUGUUCUUACCUGAUGUCUGAACCCUGUAACAGCACAGAUGUGCCUUACUUUGCCGUAUACACAGACAAUGAGAAUCGCUACAACAAUCUUCAUAUCAGCUAUGUAAAAGCAGUUCAUGUUCAUGCAUUGGGAGUGAAAGUGUCUAUUCUAAAAGGAGGAACUGUGCAGGUUAACGGUACCAAUGUCAACAUUCCUCUGAGUCCUGUUGCUGGUGUAGAUAUUUUUAUGUCUGGCAAGCACUACACAGUGGCCUUGAACUUUGGAGUCACAGUUCGUUAUGAUGGAAACCACCAUAUGGACAUUAAAGUUAUCAAGGAUUAUGAGGACAAACUCUGUGGACUGUGUGGAGACUACAACGGAGACCCUCAGGAUGACUUCCAGACCCCAACUGGGGAACUGGUCCAAAGCCCCAGUGACUUUGGUCACAGCUGGAACACAGACCCUGACUGUAACAAGCCAGAGGUCGGCCCAAAUCCAGGAUGUACAGAUGCUGAACAGGAGUUGUACGAAGGUCCUGCUUACUGUGGCAUCAUAUUGGACAACAAAGGACCAUUUGCUGUUUGCCAUCCAAAAGUCAACCCCAAUGGUUACUUCCAAAACUGUCUGUUUGAUGUGUGUGAACUGGACGGAGCUCAUUCAGCAUUGUGUGAAGCAAUAGAGUCGUACGUCAAUGAAUGUCAGGACCGCGGAGUCACAAUUGGACCCUGGAGAAACAGCACCUUCUGUCCUCUGAAAUGCCCACCCAACAGCCAUUUUGAAUCAUGCGCCCCAGUUUGCCAGCCUUCCUGUAAGCCAAUUCCACCAGGUCAGUGCACUGGACCUUGUUCUGAAGGAUGUGUUUGUGACCCAGGUUACAUCCUCAGUGCUGGCCAGUGUGUGAAGGAAAACACAUGUGGCUGCAGCUAUAAUGGACAUUAUUAUAAGCCAGGUGAAGAGUUCUACACUAAAGACUGUGAUCUGCUGUGUAAGUGUGAUCCUCCAUUUGUUACCUGUAAUGCUGCUGACUGCCCACCAAUGGAACAAUGCGAUGUACAGGGCGGUAUAACUGGGUGCUACCCAUUAGGAUCUCAAGACUGCAUCAUCUCUGGUGAUCCUCAUUACAAUACAUUUGAUGGCAAAUUUUACAGCUACAUGGGCACUUGCACAUACACAUUGGCUCGCACCUGUAAAAACAACACUGGCCCCUGGUUCUCCAUAGAGGGUAAAAACGAAGAGAGAGGAGUCUCUGGCGUUUCCUACCUGAGAAAACUGUAUGUGACUGUUGACGGUAUCACUGUGACAAUGAUGAAAAACCAGAGGACGUUGGUGAAUGGACUCAGGGUGACUCUGCCUCACUCUCCAUCCUCACUCAUUUCUCUGUCUCUUGCUGGACAAUAUGUAAUCCUUACAACUCCCUUUGGCCUAAAAGUGCAAUGGGAUGGCAACCAUUAUGCCAAGAUCUCUGUUCCCAGCUCCUACUAUGACCAGAUGUGUGGACUGUGUGGGGACUAUGAUGGAAACCCCAAUAAUGACUUCACUAAGCCAGAUGGCACCCAAGUUGACAGCUCAAAACUGUUUGGCGACAGCUGGCAAACUAAGGAAGAUGAGGACGCAACGUGUAAGCCUGACCCUGGACCCCAACCACCCUGUGAUCCUGUGCUGGAGGGUGAGGUGUCAAAACCGGAGAACUGUGGGAAAAUAACUGACACAAAUGGACCAUUUAGAGACUGUAUCAAGGUGGUGAACCCGUUGCCUUUCUUCCAGAGCUGUGUGUUUGAUAUGUGCCGCUAUCAGGGGUUGCAGCAGGUUCUUUGUGAUCAGCUUCAGUCCUACACUGAUGCUUGCCUGAGUGCAGGUGCUCCUGUCCAUCAGUGGAGAGAGCCAGACUUCUGCCCUCUGGUAUGUCCUCCAAACAGCCACUACUCCAUGUGUGUAAGCUCCUGCCCAGAGACCUGUCUGGGUAUCAAUGGACCACCGGGCUGCAGUGAAAAGUGUGUAGAGGGAUGUGAAUGUGACCCCGGCUUCAUCCUCAGUGGCAACAAAUGUGUUCCUGUUAAAGACUGUGGCUGUGUGGAUUCUUCAGGCUCCUACCAUCCAGUUAACGAGAGCUGGUAUCUGGAGGGCUGUAAGCAGAAGUGCACUUGUGAGGGAGGAGGAUCUAUUAAGUGUUAUGACACUAGCUGUCUUCCUGAUGAAACCUGCCAACUUCAAGAUGGAGACUACAUCUGCAAACCAAGUGUGAACUGCCCUCCAGACUCAGAGUACAUUGAGUGCGGCCCAGCCUGUAUUCCUAGCUGUGCAGAACCUUCCACCAACUGCUCUGGUUCUUGCAUCAGUGGCUGCUUCUGUAAACCAGGCUUUGUUUUCCGUGGCCGGCGUUGUGUUCCUAUUGAGCAGUGUGGAUGUCUGGAUGAUGACAACAAUUACUUUGAGCCUGGCGAGAUCAUAUUUGGAAACGGCUGUUCAAAGUUGUGUCGCUGUGCCGGCAACUACACUUUCGACUGUGUGGACAACACCUGUGACCCUGUGACUGAAGAAUGUCGGGAGGUUGGUGGAGUGCACGGCUGCUAUCCUAAAGGAACCUCUACCUGCAUCGCUUCUGGUGACCCCCAUUACACCACUUUUGAUAAGCGGCGCUACGACUUCAUGGGAAACUGUUCUUACCUGAUGUCUGAACCCUGUAACAGCACAGACGUGCCUUACUUUGCCGUAUACACAGACAAUGAGAAUCGCUACAACAAUCUUCAUAUCAGCUAUGUAAAAGCAGUUCAUGUUCAUGCACUGGGAGUGAAAGUGUCUAUUCUGAAAGGAGGAACUGUGCAGGUUAACGGUACCAAUGUCAACAUUCCUCUGAGUCCUGUUGCUGGUGUAGAUAUUUUUAUGUCCGGCAAGCACUACACAGUGGCCUUGAACUUUGGAGUCACAGUUCGUUAUGAUGGAAACCACCAUAUGGACAUUAAAGUUAUCAAGGAUUAUGAGGACAAACUCUGUGGACUGUGUGGAGACUACAACGGAGACCCUCAGGAUGACUUCCAGACCCCAACUGGGGAACUGGUCCAAAGCCCUAGUGACUUUGGUCACAGCUGGAACACAGACCCUAACUGUAACAAGCCAGAGGUCGGCCCAAAUCCAGGAUGUACAGAUGCUGAACAGGAGUUGUACGAAGGUCCUGCUUACUGUGGCAUCAUAUUGGACAACAAAGGACCAUUUGCUGUUUGCCAUCCAAAAGUCAACCCCAAUGGUUACUUCCAAAACUGUUUGUUUGAUGUGUGUGAACUGGACGGAGCUCAUUCAGCAUUGUGUGAAGCAAUAGAGUCGUACGUCAAUGAAUGUCAGGACCGUGGCGUCACAAUUGGACCCUGGAGAAACAGCACCUUCUGUCCUCUGAAAUGCCCACCCAAUAGUCACUAUGAUUCAUGCGCCCCAGUUUGCCAGCCUUCCUGUACGCCAAUUCCACCAAGUCAGUGCACCGGACCAUGUUCUGAAGGAUGUGUUUGUGACCCAGGAUACAUCCUCAGUGCUGGCCAGUGUGUGAAAGAAGACACGUGUGGCUGCAGCUAUAAUGGAAAUUAUUAUAAGCCAGGUGAAGAGUUCUACACUAAAGACUGUGAGCUACGGUGUAAGUGUGAUCCCCCCGGCCUUACUUGUAACACUUCUAGCUGCUCACCAAUGGAACAAUGUGAUGUACAGGGUGGCAUAAUUGGCUGUUACCCAUUAGGAUCUGAAGACUGUGUCAUCUCUGGUGAUCCACAUUACACAACAUUUGAUGGCAAAUACUACAGUUACAUGGGCACUUGCACCUACACACUGGCCCGCACCUGCAAAAACAACACCCGCCCCUGGUUCUCUAUAGAGGGAAAGAAUGAAGAGAGGGGAGCCUCUGGCGUUUCUUACCUGAGGAAACUGUACGUGACUGUUGACGGUAUCACUGUGACAAUGAUGAAAGACAGAACAACACUGGUGAAUGGACUCAGGGUGACUCUGCCUCACUCUCCAUCUCCACUCAUUUCUCUGUCUCUUGCUGGACAAUAUGUAAUCCUUACAACUCCAUUCGGCCUAAAAGUGCAGUGGGAUGGCAACCAUUAUGCCAAGAUCUCCGUUCCGAGCUCCUACUACGACCAGAUGUGUGGACUGUGUGGAGACUAUGAUGGAAACCCCAAUAAUGACUUUACUAAGCCAGAUGGAAACCAAACCAACAGCUCAAAUCAGUUUGGUGACAGCUGGAAAACUGAUGACGAUGAGGACGCAACGUGCAAGCCUGACCCUGGACCCCAACCACCCUGUGAUCCUGUGCUGGAGGGUGAGGUGUCAAAACCUGAGAACUGUGGGAAAAUAACUGACACAAAUGGACCAUUUAGAGACUGUAUCAAGGUGGUGAACCCGUUGCCUUUCUUCCAGAGCUGUGUGUUUGAUAUGUGCCGUUAUCAGGGGUUGCAGCAGGUUCUUUGUGAUCAGCUUCAGGCCUACACUGAUGCUUGCCUGAGUGCAGGUGCUCCUGUCCAUCAGUGGAGGGAGCCAGACUUCUGCCCUUUGGUAUGUCCUCCAAACAGCCACUACUCCAUGUGUGUAAGCUCCUGUCCAGAGACCUGUCUGGGCAUCAAUGGACCACCGGGCUGCAGUGAAAAGUGUGUAGAGGGAUGUGAAUGUGACCCCGGCUUCAUCCUCAGUGGCAACAAAUGUGUCCCUGUUAAAGACUGUGGCUGUGUGGACUCUUCAGGCUCCUACCAUCCAGUGAACGAGAGCUGGUAUCUGGAGGGUUGUAAGCAGAAGUGCACUUGUGAAGGAGGAGGAUCUAUAAAGUGUUAUGACACUAGCUGUCUUCCUGAUGAAAGCUGCCAACUUCAAGAUGGAGACUACAUCUGCAAACCAAUUGUGAACUGCCCUCCAGACUCAGAGUACAUUGAGUGCGGCCCAGCCUGUAUUCCUAGCUGUGCAGAACCUUCCACCAACUGCUCUGGUUCUUGCAUCAGUGGCUGCUUCUGUAAACCAGGCUUUGUUUUCCGUGGCCGGCGUUGUGUUCCUAUUGAGCAGUGUGGAUGUCUGGAUGAUGACAACAAUUACUUUGAGCCUGGCGAGAUCAUCUUUGGAAAUGGCUGUUCAAAGUUGUGUCGCUGUGCCGGCAACUACACUUUCGACUGUGUGGACAACACCUGUGACCCUGUGACUGAAGAAUGUCGGGAGGUUGGUGGAGUGCACGGCUGCUAUCCUAAAGGAACCUCUACCUGCAUUGCCUCUGGUGACCCACAUUACACCACUUUUGACAAGCGAAACUACGACUUCAUGGGAAACUGUUCUUACCUGAUGUCGGAACGUUGUAACAGCACAGACGUGCCUUACUUUGCCGUAUACACAGACAAUGAGAAUCGCUACAACAAUCUUCAUAUCAGCUAUGUAAAAGCAGUUCAUGUUCAUGCACUGGGAGUGAAAGUGUCUAUUCUGAAAGGAGGAACUGUGCAGGUUAACGGUACUAAUGUCAACAUUCCUCUGAGUCCUGUUGCUGGUGUAGAUAUUUUUAUGUCUGGCAAGCACUACACAGUGGCCUUGAACUUUGGUGUCACAGUUCGUUAUGAUGGAAACCACCAUAUGGACAUUAAAGUUAUCAAGGAUUAUGAGGACAAACUCUGUGGACUGUGUGGAGAUUACAACGGAGACCCUCAGGAUGACUUCCAGACCCCAACUGGGGAACUGGUCCAAAGCCCCAGUGACUUUGGUCACAGCUGGAACACAGACCCUAACUGUAACAAGCCAGAGGUCGGCCCAAAUCCAGGAUGUACAGAUGCUGAACAGGAGUUGUACGAAGGUCCUGCUUACUGUGGCAUCAUAUUGGACAACAAAGGACCAUUUGCUGUUUGCCAUCCAAAAGUCAACCCCAAUGGUUACUUCCAAAACUGUCUGUUUGAUGUGUGUGAGCUGGACGGAGCUCAUUCAGCAUUGUGUGAAGCAAUAGAGUCGUACGUCAAUGAAUGUCAGGACCGUGGCGUCACAAUUGGACCCUGGAGAAACAGCACCUUCUGUCCUCUGAAAUGCCCACCCAAUAGUCACUAUGAUUCAUGCGCACCGGUUUGCCAGCCGUCUUGUACACCAGUUCCACCAAGUCAGUGCACUGGACCUUGUUCUGAAGGAUGUGUUUGUGACCCUGGAUACAUCCUCAGUGCUGGCCAGUGUGUGAAAGAAAACACAUGUGGUUGCACCUUUAAUGAUCAUUAUUAUAAGCCAGGUGAAGAGUUCUACACUAAAGACUGUGAUCUGCUGUGUAAGUGUGAUCCUCCAUUUGUUACCUGUAAUGCUGCUGACUGCCCACCAAUGGAGCAAUGUGGAGUUCAGGAUGGAAUAACUGGGUGUUACCCACAAGGAUCUCAAGACUGUGUCGUCUCUGGUGAUCCUCAUUACAACACAUUUGAUGGCAAAUUCUACAGCUACAUGGGCACUUGCACAUACACACUGGCUCGCACCUGCAAAAACAACACCGGCCCCUGGUUCUCCAUAGAGGGUAAAAAUGAAGAGAGAGGAGCUUCUGGCGUUUCCUACCUGAGAAAACUGUACGUGACUGUUGACGGUAUCACUGUGACAAUGAUGAAAAACAAGAGAACUCUGGUGAAUGGACUCAGGGUGACUCUGCCUCACUCUCCAUCUCCACUCAUUUCUCUGUCUCUUGCUGGGCAAUAUGUAAUCCUUACAACUCCGUUCGGCCUAAAAGUGCAGUGGGAUGGCAACCAUUAUGCCAAGAUCUCUGUUCCCAGCUCCUACUAUGACCAGAUGUGUGGACUGUGUGGGGACUAUGAUGGAAACCCCAAUAAUGACUUCACUAAGCCAGAUGGCACCCAAGUUGACAGCUCAAAACUGUUUGGCGACAGCUGGCAAACUAAGGAAGAUGAGGACGCAACGUGUAAGCCUGACCCUGGACCUCAACCACCCUGUGAUCCAGUGCUGGAGGGUGAGGUGUCAAAACCUGAGAACUGUGGGAAAAUAACUGACACAAAUGGACCAUUUAGAGACUGUAUCAAGGUGGUGAACCCGUUGCCUUUCUUCCAGAGCUGUGUGUUUGAUAUGUGCCACUAUCAGGGGUUGCAGCAGGUUCUUUGUGAUCAGCUUCAGGCCUACACUGAUGCUUGCCUGAGUGCAGGUGCUCCUGUCCAUCAGUGGAGGGAGCCAGACUUCUGCCCUCUGGUGUGUCCUCCAAACAGCCACUACUCCAUAUGUGUAAGCUCCUGCCCAGAGACCUGUCUGGGCAUCAAUGGACCACCGGGCUGCAGUGAAAAGUGUGUAGAGGGAUGUGAAUGUGACCCCGGCUUCAUCCUCAGUGACAACAAAUGUGUCCCUGUUAAAGACUGUGGCUGUGUGGACUCUUCAGGCUCCUACCAUCCAGUGAACGAGAGCUGGUAUCUGGAGGGCUGUAAGCAGAAGUGCACUUGUGAGGGAGGAGGAUCUAUUAAGUGUUAUGACACCAGCUGUCUUCCUACUGAGAGCUGCCAGCUUCAAGAUGGAGACUACAUCUGCAAACCACUUGGUUCAGGCAUUUGCUCGGUUUCUGGUGACCCUCAUUAUACCACCUUUGAUGAUAAAGUACAUCACUUCAUGGGUGCCUGCUCCUACACUCUCACCAAGCCCUGUAAUGAGACCUCCGGCAUGCCAUACUUCUCUGUGGAGACACAAAACGAGCACAGAGACAAUAAUAAAAAAGUGUCGUAUGUAAGAUCUGUUAUCGUCAAAGUUCACAACACAACAGUCAUUUUGGGCAAGGGCCGCAAAAUACAGGUGAAUGGAGUUCAGGUCACUGCGCCUGUAACACUUUCUAAUGGUAUUAAGAUCUUCAUGAGUGGCAAAUUUGUGGUGCUUGAGACCAACUUUGGACUGCGUGUCCGCUUUGAUGGAAAUCAUCAUGCAGAUGUCACCCUGCCUUCCUCUUACAACGGACUGUUAUGUGGACUUUGUGGAAACUUUAAUGGUAAUCCUAAUGACGACAACAUCAAGUUAGAUGGGAAGCCCACAGACAGCACCAAUGAGCUUGGAGAGAGUUGGCAGGUGCCUGAUGACAGACCAGAUUGUACUCAUGGUGGAGGAGACAUUGAAUGUGACGAUAAAAUCCAAAGUGAAGCUCAGAAACCUACUAGCUGUGGCAUGAUCACCGACCCCAAUGGAAUCUUCAAGCCUUGUCAUGCAGUGGUGCCUCCCGAUCCUUACUUUGAGAACUGUGUGUUUGAUCAGUGUGGCACCGGUGGUGCCGCUGUGGCACUAUGCCAAGCUAUUCAAAGCUACGCUGACCUGUGCGCUCAAGCUGGGGUGCCAAUUAACUGGAGGAAUAACACCUUCUGUCCAAUCAAGUGUCCGGUUGGCAGUCACUAUGAGCACUGUGGUUCAGCAUGUCCAGCCAGCUGUCAGGACCCUGGAUCCGAAAGCACCUGUACUGAGCCCUGCGUUGAGGGAUGUGUGUGUGACCCUGGCUUUGUCCUCAGUGGAGAUGAGUGUGUGCCUUUCAGAGAGUGCGGUUGCACUGACAAAAACAACAACUACAGACCUGUUGGAGACAGUUGGUUCACAAAAGAUGAUUGCACCGAGCGCUGCACAUGUUCACCUUUCAAUACUGUGACAUGCGAGGCAUGGCAAUGUGGUCCUGCUCAGGAAUGUAAAGUCAAUGAGGGUGAACUAGGCUGUGUGAACACAGGAGUGGGCAUUUGCCACAUCGCUGGGGAUCCUCACUAUUACACCUUCGAUGGCAUCAUGCACACCUACAUGGGCACCUGUACUUACACACUGGUGGAAGUGUGCAACACCUCUAUGGUGACACCCUUCACCAUUGUGGCCAAGAACGAAGAGCGCGGCCAACCAGAAGCUUCAUAUGUUCGCUCUGUGACCGUCUACCUGCCCACUGCCAACAUCACCAUCAGCAAGAGUGGACGAGUUCUGUUGAAUGAACGCAGAGUAAAAACUCCAUAUGACAUUAAUGUAGCCAAAUCACGAGUGUUUACCAGUGGAGUGAACACCAUACUAGACACGGACUUCGGCCUGAUUGUGAAGUUUGAUGGAGUGCACCAUGUUGAGAUCACAGUGCCUGGAGACUAUUUUAACAAGGUGUGCGGGAUGUGCGGUAACUACAACGGAGAUUCCUCUGAUGAUAACUUAAAGCCAAAUGGCAAACCAGCGAAUAACUCUAUUGAAUUUGGUGACAGCUGGAAGGCAGAGGGUGACAGUGAUCCUGGCUGCCAACCUGAUCCACGACCUGACGACAAACCAAACUGCGACGAGAGUGAAGAAGAAAUCUACAAGGCGCAGUGCGCUUCCACUAUCCUGUCUGAUCGCUUCAAGCCCUGUCACUCUCUCAUCCCUCCCGAGGCCUUCCUGGGGAACUGUGUCUAUGAUAUGUGCGAAUAUAAUGGCAUGCAGUCGACACUCUGCGAUAACGUGGAGGCUUACGCUCAGGCCUGUCAUAGCGCUGGAGUCACUAUCAGCUGGAGGAACAGCACCUUCUGCCCUCUCCCGUGCCCACCCAACAGUCACUACUCUGAGUGCACACCUCCAUGUCCUCCUACUUGUGCUGACCUCUUCCCCAUUUUCUGCCCAUUACCACCCAAUAGCUGUGUUGAAGGCUGUCAGUGUAAUGCAGGUUUUGUGCUAAGUGAUGGCAAGUGCGUUCCUCUCUCAAGCUGUGGAUGCGUUGACAGCAAUGGAGAGUAUCACGACGUGGGGGAUUCCUGGAUAACAGACCGCUGCACACAGAAAUGCACCUGCAGCCUUGGAGGACUGUUGACCUGCAAUGCCUUUGAAUGCAAUGAAAACUCAAUCUGUGAUCUUGACAGCAAUGGAGACCGUUACUGCAAACCCGAGAAAUUCGAUGACUGCACAAUUGCUGGAGACCCUCACUAUCGUACAUUUGACAAAUACAAUCACCACUACCAAGGAGCGUAUACCUAUGUGUUGAGCCAAGACAACAAUUUACCCAGCCACCUCACUCCUUUCAUGGUCCGCGGCAAAAACCAGAGGCAAGGAGGUAUCAGUCGGGUGUCCCUCCUGCGCGAGGUCUUUGUGGACGUGUACGGCAUUACUGUCCGCAUGCAACAGAAUAAGAAAGUGCUGGUCAAUGAAGAGAAGGUUGGUCUACCAUACAGUCCUGUACAGGGAGUUAGCAUCAAAACAAAAUCUCGCUACGUGAUGCUCACAACUGACUUUGGCCUUACUGUGCGUUUCGAUGGCAGUUCCCAAGGAGUGGUGACUCUGCCAAGUGUAUACAGGACUCGAGUGCUCGGUCUGUGUGGUAAUUAUGACGGACGCACUAAUAAUGAGUACACCAAACCAGACGGCACAGUCACCCGCGACCUCAAUGUGUUCGGAGACAGCUGGAGAGUAACUGACAGAAGUGCAGCGGCUCUUCGUGCCACAUCCCUGCCAAAGAUGGUGCACCUACACAAGCGAGAAGUGGAGGAGGAUCCAGACUCAGGGUUUGAGACGACAGGCUGCACAAACGCUCAGCUGGAGGACCUGAACGGAAACAAACAAUGUGGGGCUCUUAGUGACCCUGCGGGUCCUUUCUCUGCCUGUCAUGCUGUGAUCGAUCCAGAAAUCUACAUGGAGGAUUGUGUGUUUGAUCUGUGUGCUGAGCAGGGCAGUGAAGUGCUCCGCUGUGAAAACUACGCUGUCUAUGCUCGGGCCUGUCAAGACCAAGGUGUUACACUGGGGCAGUGGAGACAAGAUCUCAAGUGCGGUCUGCAGUGUGGAGCCAACAGCACCUACUUCGCCAGUAUGACUCCCUGCCCGGCGUCCUGCGGAGAUCUGGCAGCUCCAUCCGAAUGCGAGCAAACGCAGUUGGUGGAGGGAUGUCAGUGUAACGCCGGCUUCGUCCUGAGCGACCAGGACUGUGUGCCUUACAGCCAGUGUGGAUGCACUUAUCUCAAUCGCUACCAUGUGCUCGGGGAGAUGUUUGUGACUGAAGAUUGCGCACAGAGUUGCGAAUGUACAAAGACUGGCGCUGUGUGCCAAGUCAAGGGCUGCCAGGAGAACGAGAUCUGCACUGUGUUCGAAACCAAACUGGACUGUUAUAGAGUGAGUCCAUGUUUGAGUUCGCCCUGUCAGAACGAUGGCACCUGUAAUGAUAAAGAAGAUGGUUCUGGCUACACCUGCAUUUGUGCUGAAGGGUUUGAGGGCACAAACUGUGAGCUCUUCGAGAUCCCCCCUAAGGGAGGCCUGGAUAAAACAUCGAUUAUCUUGAUUGGCGUCCUUGUGCCACUCGGCGUCCUCCUCAUACUUACAGCAACUGUGUGCAUUUACAAAAAGUGCAGCCGCAAGAAAAAGACUUACGAUUCAAAAAAAUUUGAGCUGAGCAAAAAGACAGCGCAUCCCUAUGAAAGUAUGGAUAAUGAGAAGAAGCCAGCAGCGGAUAACAGUGUGCUGAAAGCUACUACGUUCUGAGGAGAAACUUCCGUGCUUUGACCUUGAUAUGCUACUAUGCAAAGAUUUCGUUUAUAUUUAUUCAUUUUCAAUGUGACGUGACUGACAAACUUCUGUUAACAUAUCGUUUUUUUCAGCCUGUAACUUAUUUGUAAACUUCAUUGUGAUUUUGUUUUGUGUGUGUUAUGAUUGGGGAUUGAGUGCAAUGAUCAAAUGUCCGUAUUUGAGUAUCUGACGUGAAAUAAAAUAUAUUUUAUUUUGGAAAAUA
Messenger RNA from Danio rerio (zebrafish), 13841 nucleotides. The record is from RefSeq and is a predicted model, not a curated record. NCBI's taxonomy places the organism in Eukaryota, Metazoa, Chordata, Actinopteri, Cypriniformes, Danionidae.